Molecule: messenger RNA, 5628 nt
Organism: Ahaetulla prasina
Lineage: Eukaryota; Metazoa; Chordata; Lepidosauria; Squamata; Colubridae
Gene: ICE2
Product: interactor of little elongation complex ELL subunit 2
Exons: 14
Coding region: 495-3263 (922 amino acids)
Biological process (GO): snRNA transcription by RNA polymerase II; snRNA transcription by RNA polymerase III; positive regulation of transcription by RNA polymerase III
Cellular component (GO): transcription elongation factor complex
Source: RefSeq, a predicted model, not a curated record
ACUUCGCUUAGUUCAUCCCAAAUAUGCUCAGGACUCAACCGUGCUUGUCCGGCAGAUUUAAGCGCAGAGUGAACCUGUUGCACAGUGAGGGUUGGGUCUUGUGGGACCGUUCCAGGAUUUCUCGAGAUGUGUGUGGAAUGCAUAGAACCACAAAGCGAAUCCUUUGCAAUCACAGUGGCUUUAGAAGAUUCACACAAACACACACACACUGGGAGCACCCCAUCACGUGUCAAGGUGUACUGAAAAGAGUCUGAGGAAUGAUAGGAAAUGGUUUGGGCUGCUGGAAGGAAGUGACUUUUUAAUGUUGUUUGUACCUGUUCCUAAAUGGGUCUGGGGUCAGCCCUUUUCCCUGCCAGCCGGUUGUGCUGAACUCCGUCUUCUUGUCUGAGGGCAGGAAUACAAAUUUACCCGGGAGAGAUUUCAAAAGCGAACAAAAUGGAGUUAAAAGGAUUAUUCCAACCAGCGCUUAACAGCUGUAACUCAAACGUCACCCCAUGUAUUUUUCCUUGCCCUCGGAGAACAAAGCUGCUGCGUCCCAGUCGGGGCCCAAAAAGAAGCAGCAGCCGGGCCAAGAGGCUGCAGUGACGGCAGAGCCCUCUGUGGCCCUUCCCCAAGAGCCCCGGGUCCCCUACCCCUAUGUUUCCAGCCUCUCUGAGAAAGAGCAAAGAAGAUAUUUGUUUCUUUUGUCUGAAUAUUUAAAUGCCGACCCAAACCUCUUACCCUGGUCUCAGCAAAGGAAUUACACUCAGUAUCUGCAAAUGAGAGAAUUUGUGAGCAAAGAAGUUGCAGAAUUCUUGAAAUUCGCUCGGAAUGCUGCUAGAAGCUGUGCUAAAGAUUACAGUGACAUCUCUGAAGAUGCCUUGCUGUACACCAAGGAUUUCCUGAGCGCUCGUAUGGACUGCGUGAAGAAUUACCCUGAACGGUAUUCUCUCCACGAAGUUACCAGCCUCAUGGGCGGACGAUUUACUAGAGAGUUGACCCUGAAGUUUGAAAAAAGUCUUGUCGCCUUGGGAAUGGUGCAUCUUGUUAAGCGAUUCUUCCCCAAGCUGCCAACAUCAAUUAAUUUACCUGCGGAUAAAACUAAGCAUGAACAACUCUGUGGGACUCCGGAGCACCGUGCUGCCCAGCUGCACAAUGACAUUAGCACUGACCCAAAUGCUGAAAAACUGGCUGCCAAAUACUGUCCUCAGGUGGUUUUGACCGGUGAAUCUUUAUAUACUCUGUUGAACAAUCACGGUCUGGAUUAUAAGCAGCAGUGGGAACUUCCUGUGUUGGUGAAAACAGUUUCUCUUGCUGGCCUGAAACCAGUCAAAGUGGCCUACAUCAACCCGCCUCUCCCGAAGAAGGAAAUGAGCGUGAGGGAAAAAAACCAGCUUUUUCAUGAAUUCCUGAUAGAUUUUUACAUGACGAAGCAAUCCAGUAUUGUAUCCCGAGCUGUGAUACUAGACAAGCCGUCAGAAGAGAUGCUGGGAACAGAGCUUAAAACCUGCCAAGGCAGACCCUUGCAGGAAUCCGUUUCUGCAGAUCUGGACUUCGAUACGGACGUCACCGAACUGGAGAGUUUUGCUUCAGCUGCAAGGCCUCUGACCGCUUCUCCAGCUGAGGUCUCUCCUGCAAAGGUGGCCUUCUCGGAGUACCUGACAAUGGAAAAAGGGCAGGAAGGGAGGAGGAGUAAAGUGAAGGACCAGGAAACAGACUUUAGCAGCAGGAAGGCCUCAGCCUUGGGAAAGAACCCCCCAGAUUUGGAUAAUGAGGGAAACUCAUCGGGUGACGCUUUCGAGCCGAUGGAAACGGACCCAGAUGGCAGAAACCUUGCUUUGGCCAAAGAAAAAAAUCUGGACCACAAUAUCUUGAUUGCUUCUUCAGAUAAAAAUUGUAAUAUCACUGAAGGCACUGCCAAAGAUGUCCGAUCCCCUGCCCUGUCCUGCAGCAGUGACAUGGAUGGAGAACAUCUGAUCAUCAUCAUCGAUCCAGAAUGCGAACCUGGCCAUGCGCCUGAACCUGGUGCUGGGGGAUCUGCUCCUCCUUCCCCCAGACCUGGACAGGCCCUCUCAGAAAGACCAGCCGAGUCUUUGGAGACGCACGAAAAGAGUGUUCCCUGCAAGCUUCGCCCACGAUUGUCUGAGAAAAUCGAUCCCCUGGGGCAGAUUUUGAAAAUGCAAACCAAGCUCCUGAAGCCCUCUUCUCCAAAUUCUCAUGGGCACCUGCCGGUAACCAGUGAAAGGAGUUUGAAUCCUACUCAAGGCCAGGCAGAUGCCCCUUCUCUCCCUUUGGCCUCUUCAGUUGUGGAGCCAGGACAAAAUACUGUAGCAAAUAUAGGCACCUCCUCCAAGUUCACCUGGGCAACCUGUUACCAGGGGCCUCAGAAAGGGAUGCUGUGGGAUGCAGUUGAAGAGACGGCCGACUACGAGCCUCCUCAGCAUGGCAACCUGGUCUACAAAUUGUACAGCUUGGACGACAUGCUGCUGUUGGUGCGGACCACCGUCCAGAAAGCCGAGUUGAGACCCCAUCAGAAAAAGGCAAAAUUCAGGAGGCACUUUCCUGUUUACAUGUUGCCAAAGUUGGAAUACCAGGCCUUUUACGGUGUAGAAGCCUUGACUGAAGACGAAGUCUGUCUGCUGUGGACCGAAAGCUUGUUACAUUCCAAUACUUCAUUCACUGUGGGUCACAUCGAUGCCCUGACUUCCCAACUUUUCCUGCUUGAGCGGCUGACAGGGAAGGCCUUGAAAAGACGAUUUGGCACGUUUAAUCCAACCAAUUCAUUACAUAUUCUCCAAAACAUCUUGAAGAAAGUGGCUGGCUUGCAGGAGGGCUCCUUCCUCUUGACUCACCUGGCGGGAGACUCCUCGGUGUCCAUCUACAAGAGCUCGGAAGGAAUUGCCACUCGGGCCAUGUACAACCUGCAUGCCGCUCACGCCAACCUGCCCCCCACCCCGGCUUCCCUCUCGGUGCCCUGGGUCCCCCUCGACCCCAACAUCCCUCUGCCGCAUCACUUUGCUCAGGGCCGCGUCCCGUGCACUUUCCCACCAGUGCCGGACAAGGGCGCCAGGACCAUGAAGAUGAGUAGGAAAGCCAAAGCUUUCCCCGGCACACCCAGCCACCGAGGGCCAAUCUCCACCGAAUCCAGGGACCGUUCCCUGCAGGCUGAGCCCCCAAGGAAGAAGCGUGGGACUGCGCAGAACAAGGGCUCCAGGCCAGCGAAUCAAGGCCCAAACCGGAAAUUCUGGAAAAAGAAGCACCCCAACCAAGGCCACAUGACUUAAUCGUGAGCAGGAACAGCAGUCUUUCUCGGCAAAAGAGCUCCUUCGCCAGUGAACGAAGAAGGUGGGGUUGGACAAUUCCAUCAGACCGGGCAGAGCUGCCAGGCAGGGCAGCCAUUAAACCUUCCCAUGUCUUCGGCACCUAAGAAGCGCAUCGGAGGAGUUUAUCCUGUGUGGAGAACGCCUGGAGCAACAUGGGAAGGAGGGCAGCCAAACUCUGCACGAUCACAAUCGCUUGUAUAUCCCCGUUUGUUCCAGUAACGUUACUGGGUGAAAACCAAGCCCUGCGGUAGCUUUCCGUUAAAGUGGGCAGUUGCAUUUGAAGAGUUCUGCUCUCUUGGGCAGCGGGGGCGGAGGUGGCAGAGAACGGAUCUUAGUUUGAAUUUCCCUGCCCUUUUCUGCAGGUUGCAGGAAUGUCAGGAAAACCAUCUCGGCCACAACCACAAACUGCUUUUAAGUUUAAAUUUUGUUUUUAGAGGGCUCUGAUUUGUUAAGAGUCUCUUAAGGCUCAUCAUCCCUUGGUCCUCGGACACAUGCCAUCAUCCAAAACGCAAAGGCAUUUAGAUGCUUUGAGGGUUUAAAACAGGGAUGCCCAACCUUAGCAACUUUAAGGCCUGUGGACUUCAACUUCCAUUUAUUUAUUGAUUUCCUUUUUCAGGGGGUCAAAGUGAGUACUGGGCUGGCUUUGAGUGUAGGUGUCUUUGUCUUUCCAAAAUACAGUUAAAAUUCCCCAAUUGCUGAUUUCUAAUUUUUUUUUUUUAUUAUUAUUAUUAUUUUUGUGGAACACAUAUUUGAAUUUUGUUUGGGCUUUUUGCCCAGCUUGUACGCACAUUGUCAUUUGGCACUAUUUUGUAUGCCAGACUAAUUAACAUUGGAGUCUGUGGUUGCGUGGCCGCAGUUGUGUAGUGCUCCUGCCCCAGGCGGGAUCAGGAUGAAGUGGGCAGGGCAGCCUUGGUGUCAUGGCACAGAAAAGUUUUCUGCCAAAGCACCGCCAUGUUUGUGCAAAGUUACACCCGGUGUCUGAGACAUCAGCCUUCCCGUCCCACAUUCCAGGCACUUAAGCUUUCAGAAUUUUUUUUUUAAUUUGUUGUUGUUGUGGGUGUUUCUACACUGAUAUUUAUUUAUUUAUUUAUUUUGGGCACGGUUUAUUUCUUACGAUCCCUGCCUAAAUGCUGUGCUUUCUCCAAGAAAGAACGUGGUUUCGGUUUGGUUUGUACCGCGCCACAUCCACACAUAACGCUCUCUUAGUUCCCGAAGAGCCGUAAGUUUUUAAUCUGGUUGCCACAACAAACAUCGUCUUUGUUUCUGCAAUCUGCUGGGGUUGGCUGGUUUCAAUGAGAAGGUAGAGCCUUUGGGUUGCAGCGUUGCUUAACAUCAGGUUUUCUUUCAAAAUCCAAUCUGACCUCCCACAAGGAAAAUCUUUCCAAGAUGAGUCAUGCACAAUAAUCGGGUGGGGUUCCCGAAGCUUUGGCUGGCUCCGGAGAGGGAUUUAAAAAAAUCUGCUUGACAACAGAGGAGAUAAUCUGUAAGGCUUUUCCUCUGAACUCGGCCUCUGCACUUACGGUCCAAAUUUCCUCUUGAGCGCGUUGCGGCAAAACUGACCUCUCGAGUGCGGCCGUAACUUCUUGGCUGCUUGGGGACACAGGCCGUUCAGCUGCUUCAAGGGAAAUUUGGUGCCUGCUGAGCCCUGCUUUGGCUGGCUGGCUGGGUUUUGUGGAUAGCCGAAUAAGUGCUUUAACUUGGCCCCUUUUUAUAGUGUGUUAAAAAGAGGGGAAUUCUGCACUGAGAAGUUUUGAGGGUUUGAAAUGGGGGUGUCCACCCUUGGCAACUUUUUAAGUCCUGUGGAUUUCAACUCCCAGAAUUCUGGGAGUUGAAGUCCAUGGGUCUGAGAAUUGUGCCAAAGUUGGACCCUCCUGGUUUAAAAGAAUCUAACUUCCAAUUUGCAAUUUGCCUUUCAGUUACUAUUUCAAUUACUCUUGUCGAGCUUCUUAGGGUGGCCCUGCGCAGAAUGGACACAUAGGAAGAUUAGCUUGAGUCUCUCUUAUUUUAGGGCCCUGUACACCCACCGUAAGAUUGAAUCUGGCUUGGAAAUCGAUUCGCUUCAGUUUGGCUCUGAAUGUGAGUGGGAGAUUGGCCGACAACGCCUGUCCCAAUCCAAAGCAAAGAUCAGAAAUUCAGACUUCCCUUUUAACCCUCCACAGGAAAUCCACAAACGGCUGUAAUUUGUGUAAUUUUUCUACUACAGAAAAAUAACGUGCAAUUUGCAGGACUCGGAGAUGUUCCCCAAACACCCAUCAGCCCUGCCUCUUUCGGUCCUGAUUUUCCCUGACUGCGCGUGUAAUAAAAUGAAAACAUAGGUAGUGCUUCA